Solanum stenotomum is the source of this 1346-nucleotide messenger RNA. RefSeq names its product protein ENHANCED DISEASE RESISTANCE 2-like. Bases 77 to 1024 code for a protein of 315 amino acids. The transcript has 3 exons. The record is from RefSeq and is a predicted model, not a curated record. Lineage: Eukaryota; Viridiplantae; Streptophyta; Magnoliopsida; Solanales; Solanaceae.
AACUUUAUUUUCACGAUCAUAAUUUCAAACAGAAACAAGACCUGAUCAAACUCGUUUGAGAUUGUUUUCAUUGCAUAUGGCCAAUCUUGAUGGGGAUAACGAACCUGAAUGGAUAAAGAGGGUGAAAUCAGAAGGUGCGAUUCCCUUUUUGGACCCAGAUGAUUGCUCAAAUGGUUGGGCUUCUCCACCGGGGAAUAGUUUCAUGGUAAGAGGUCCAGAAUACUUUUCAACAAAGGUUAAAGUUCCCGGUGGUGAAUUUCUUCUGAAACCUCUUGGUUUUGACUGGAUAAAAGGUCCUAAAAAGAUUUCUGAUAUUCUAAAUAAUCCAAAACACCGUAUCAGGAUGGCUCUUCAAGAUGAAACUCCAACUGGUUGCAAACCCUUUAUUUGGGCUUUCAACUUGCAAGUUCCUAGUAAGGAAAAUUUCAGUGCUGUUGCAUACUUUGUGGGCCUCGAACCUGUCCCUGAAGGGUCUUUGAUGGAGCAGUUCUUGAAAGGCGAUGAUGCAUUUAGAACUAAAAGGCUAAAAUUGAUUGCGAAUAUUGUUAAAGGACCUUGGAUUGUAAGAAAGGCAGUUGGGGAGCAAGCUAUAUGCGUAAUUGGCCGUGCACUGACUUGCAAGUACUGUAUAGCAGACGACUUCAUAGAGGUAGAUGUUGAUAUAGGAUCUUCAGUGAUAGCAAAUGCAAUUGUUCAUCUCGCAUAUAAUUAUAUAUCAACUCUUAGUGUUGAUUUAGCUUUCCUUAUCGAGAGUCAAACUCAAUCAGAACUUCCAGAACAGAUUUUAGGAGCGGUAAGAUUUUCAGAGCUGCAGACCACUUCAGCAACGCUAGUUGAAAUGCCAUCCAAUGGGACCAUGGAAGAGUUGCUUCCUUCUUUCCCUUCAAGGUUAUGGAAGUCAUUUGGGAACAGUUUCUCCCACCUUGUUCAGGCAGAUACUCAAGAUGGUAGCUCCAGCUCCACCCCCUCACUUGUAAAGGGGGAUGUUGAUAAUGGUCUCUCUGAAGAAGGUACCAAAAAAUGAUCUUCACACUGUAAAUAUGAUGCAUUUCUGAAACGUUCAAUGGCUCCAGGCUCGGAGAAUUCUAAUAUUGUUGCUUGUGAUGGCUACACUCACCGCUAUUUAUAGCUGUAGAAAUUACGUAUUACAAAAAUAUGUAUACAUUUCUGAGGGCGAUUUAGCGACAUGGAACUCCAGUAGCAUUCUUCACUAUUAAAUAGCCUCUGCCCAUCUUCUCAUUGCUUUCUGAAAAGAAUAAAAACACUCCCAGUUGCCCAUUCAUUUAUAUUCUUGAUAUUGAUUUUUAUUUAUUUAUAUCAAUUACUUGGUGAUAAUAGGUUACUAA